UUUGACCGAAGCUGACAAAAAAGCCAAAACCCAAAAGUAGCGGGAAGUAACUAACUUAACUAAUUUACUAGGUCGGUUUAUAAGAGCCAUAUCUUCUCGUAGACUCACUCUUCUUCACUAUUCAAACGAAGAGCUCUCAAAAUUGAAAAUUCUCAAUUCUCAAACAAGAAUCGCUGUUAGCUCUCACUUCAAGAUCGCUAAUAAUACUUCUCUCUCAAGGAAGUUACAGAACAAUCCCAUGGACAGCAUUGAUCAUUGGGCUGAGCUCUUUGUUAGAGAAAUGUUGAGGGCCUCCACUGUAGAAGAUGGUAAAGCUCGUGCUUCAAGAUUGCUUGAGAAUUUCAAGAAAUCCAUCUGGGAACUUUCAACUGCAGGGAUUAACGAGGUGUUUGAACAUGGAGAUGCACUCUUUCAUGAAAAUACAAAGCUCAAGCAAGCAGUGGCUAUCCAACAUGAACUUCAGAAAGAGUACGAAAAACAAAAAUUGGAGUUGCAACAACUGGUGUCCCAGUACCAAAUUGGGCUGAGAAAUUUACAGGCAAAGAAUUUUGCAUUGACAAGACAAAAUCAGCAAAUGAAGAAUUUUUUAACGUCAAGCCAUCUACAACAGACUCAGCAAAGCAACUCCAUCCCAAGGCGCUUCCCUACACCCUGAUGUCUUCUAUUGAUUCUUGGAUGUGUUAAUUUGGCCUAAUGGUUUUUAGUAUGUUAGCAUGUAAGCGCUUUCAACUACUUGAAAAAGGUAGUGCAAUAUAUUUAUCUGUAGGCACUACAAUUGGUGUCUGCUGUCCCAAUUGCUUUGCAGGGGAUUUCCUCUCUUAUAUUCAAAUGGUAGGCAGUGAUGAAAGAUGUAUUCAGUUUCAUUUGAAUACAUCAUUAAGGAUUACUUCUCCUUACUGUUUGUGUCCUCAAUUUCAAUAUUGAAAUUGAUACACAUAGUAGGUGUUUGUAGGUUUAUGUGCUAAGAGAUCAAAUACAUCAAUUGUGGCUCUAUACCUUGAUAAAGAGAUUAGUGUGCCUAAUAGCCCUCUUUCUGAAUUUCUUUGGCUGAAUACUUGGCAUCAUUGCUAUAACAAGCAUUAUCUGCCAAUCAGUCUGUAGAAACAGAUCAACCUUUGUGAUUUUAUUAAUAGUUAAGUCCUUGUAAUCAAAGAUACUACUUGUGAGUUGUGUAAAGAUUUUUCAAGUUUUCGAUAAUCCUUGAUAAAAUGCUAACCAACAUGUGUCAA
Messenger RNA from Quercus lobata, 1229 nucleotides. RefSeq lists its product as uncharacterized. The record is from RefSeq and is a predicted model, not a curated record. The transcript is spliced from 4 exons. NCBI's taxonomy places the organism in Eukaryota, Viridiplantae, Streptophyta, Magnoliopsida, Fagales, Fagaceae. Bases 239 to 655 code for a protein of 138 amino acids.